AAGAAACUGACUACUUUAAAUUGGAGAUAGUCUCAAUGGUGCUGCCCAUGCUGUCACAGACCCUAUAAUUGCACAGAUACAAACAUUGGUCUUCUAUCUAUCUCUAUGUGUCAAACACACUUACGGCGCCGCCGCAACCGUUUCUGGGAGGAGAAUGCUUUCGAUGAGAGCUGCAAUUCAAUCCCAGGAACGUUGCAAUGCCUUGUUUCACUGAUGAGGUUUGGGUAUAGGCACCGUGUGAGUGUCAUUGGUAAUCGCAACAGAGGAGGAUAAGAUUCGCUAAUAAUAAACUUUAUCGCGGGUAGAACGAAGGACAUUAUUUAUCAUCCAGUCUACUAGCUAGCUGAAGAUUUCGGCUUGAUGUUUACUGGAGAGAGAGUGGAAGUGGACAUCAUGGGCACGACAUUAACAUCCAACGUGUUGAAGUAAAGUGGACCCACGAGACUGCUUAAAACCCAUCCCCAGCCAUGGCAGGCUUCAAGCGAGGGUAUGAUGGCAAGAUUGCAGGGCUCUAUGACCUGGACAAGACGCUGGGCCGGGGCCACUUCGCCGUGGUCAAACUGGCGCGCCACGUCUUCACGGGGGAGAAGGUGGCGGUCAAGGUCAUAGACAAGACCAAGUUGGACACGGUUGCCACGGGUCACCUGUUCCAGGAAGUGCGUUGUAUGAAGCUGGUGCAGCACCCCAACAUUGUCCGGCUCUACGAGGUCAUUGACACGCAGACCAAGCUCUACUUGAUCCUGGAGCUGGGCGACGGAGGAGACAUGUUCGAUUACAUCAUGAAGCACGAGGAGGGCCUCAGUGAGGAGCUGGCCAAGAAGUACUUUGCCCAGAUCGUCCAUGCCAUCUCCUACUGCCACCGGCUGCAUGUGGUGCACCGUGACCUCAAGCCGGAGAACGUGGUGUUCUUUGAGAAGCAGGGAGUGGUGAAGCUCACUGACUUUGGCUUCAGCAACAAGUUUCAGCCAGGGAAGAAGCUCACCACCAGCUGUGGCUCGCUGGCUUACUCUGCCCCAGAGAUCCUGCUGGGAGAUGAGUACGAUGCUCCGGCCGUAGCUCCCCUUGUGUACCAAGAUGGGAAUACCGUACAUCCCUGGAUGAGAGAAACACAUGAAGGUUGUGAGGAUUCUCAAUACCACACUGUCUAGCGAAAACCAUGUGAUGUGAUUUGUUAACGUAGCUAGAACAGACUGUGGCACAAAGCAGCCUCCUAAAUGUUUUCAGUCAGACAUUCACACUUGCCAU
Molecule: messenger RNA, 1245 nt
Organism: Salvelinus fontinalis (brook trout)
Lineage: Eukaryota; Metazoa; Chordata; Actinopteri; Salmoniformes; Salmonidae
Product: SNF-related serine/threonine-protein kinase-like
Exons: 3
Coding region: 468-1148 (226 amino acids)
Biological process (GO): intracellular signal transduction; protein phosphorylation; microtubule cytoskeleton organization
Cellular component (GO): cytoplasm
Molecular function (GO): tau-protein kinase activity; protein serine/threonine kinase activity; ATP binding
Source: RefSeq, a predicted model, not a curated record